Molecule: messenger RNA, 1611 nt
Organism: Lachnellula hyalina
Lineage: Eukaryota; Fungi; Ascomycota; Leotiomycetes; Helotiales; Lachnaceae
Gene: GPR89
Product: Golgi pH regulator
Exons: 1
Coding region: 1-1611 (536 amino acids)
Cellular component (GO): membrane
Source: RefSeq, a predicted model, not a curated record
AUGCUUCCCACCGACAAAUGCGAAGAAGACGCCUGCAGCAUGCCAGGCCACCAUAGCCAAAACCGCGCUCUGAGCUCUACAUCCCUCUCCACAAUCGUCAUUUCCUCCACCCCCUUCAUCCUCACUUUCCUCGUCGUCAGCUUCGCUGUCCUUCAUAAGCUUUUCCCUGCCGUAGCUGGACUCCAGCAAGCCAAAGACGACAACGACCAUUACCUACCCAGCGAUGCGCCUUCCGGCUUGCGACAGAAGCAUGCCGAGCAUGACAAGAAGACGGCGAGGAGGAGGGUCAUCGCUAUUGCGUUCUCGGUGACUAUAGCGCUUGCUGCUGUGCUGACGGAAUUGAUACUGUGCGAGAUCUCGAAUACGCUGAAUCCUGUGGCAAGGGCAUUCGCGCUCAAGGCAGUUGUUCCAACGCUGCUGCUUUUGCUGGUUGUACUCAUACCUUUUCUCGAACUACAGUCUAUUGUGUCUGGAUCCGGGUGGAGCUUUCAAAAGACGGAGAAUGGAAAGAUACCUAGGACGGCAUGGCUGCUACAAUUUCUGUUGUUUGCCGGGUGGCUCACGGGGUUUUGGUGGCUUGGGAAAGGUAUCCCGGGGACUUAUAUACAUACAAUGGCUUCACAGCCUGGAAAGGGAUUGAGUGAGGCAUGUCUGGAAAGAGUUGGGAUCAUUGGUAUAUCAUUGAUGGCUCUACUGUCGGGCUUCGCAGCGGUAUCGAACCCAUGGCAGACAUUCGGAGCAAAGCCUCGGCCGGUCACAGAGGCAGAUGUCUCUCGAAAGCAGGCAGGACUGAAUGCUACAAACGAUAUGUUGGCAGCUAAGAGAAGUCGUCUACGUGCCCUUCAGCGUAAAGUCAAGGAUACGCCAACAGAAGGCUUCAUGACCAAAGUAAUCGGCACAAUCCGCGGAACAGCCGAUACCCAAGAACUCAAAGCCCUGGAGCUCGAAAUAUCAGGCCUCUCCUCCAUGGCCGUAAGCCUCUCCACCUCCCUUUCCCUCCUCCAAUCUCGCCUCGUAUCCACCCAACGAGCCGCCUCUCCAUCUGGAAAACUCCUCUUCGUCCCCGCCUCCUACGCCUUCUCCCUCUACUGCAUCUACCGCAUCAUCACCACAUCCCUAACCACCCUCCGACACAUUCUGUUCCCAUCCCCGGAUUCCAAAGCCUUUACAUCUUCCACAACAGAUCCUAUAAAUCGCAUCUUGUCCAUGUUCGCAAAACACGUCGAUCCAACACUCGAUCAAUUAGCAUGGAGCCGCCAAAUCUCCUUCCUACUUUCCGGAAUCAUACUUCUCGCGUCUUUCAACAGCGUGCUUCAGACUUUCCACAUGAUCACCAAACUCUCUCCUUCACUACUAUACCAAGCACAAGCGAACCUCGCGCUCAUUAUUGCGCAGAUUAGCGCGACGUAUGUAAUUUCCAGCGCGUUGUUACUUAGGAGUAAUCUACCCACGGAAAUGAAGAGUGUGGUUAGUGAAGCGUUGGGAAGUCCGUUGGAACCGGGGUUUGUGGAAAGAUGGUUUGAUGGCUGGUUUUUGUUGGCUAGUCUUGUGACGGCGGCUGGGAUUUAUGUAGGGAGGAAACUUGGGGGGUUUGGCGGGGACUGGGGAUGA